Notothenia coriiceps (black rockcod) is the source of this 1437-nucleotide messenger RNA. RefSeq names its product forkhead box protein P2-like. The transcript is spliced from 12 exons. Bases 364 to 1437 code for a protein of 357 amino acids. Gene Ontology annotation, molecular function: DNA-binding transcription repressor activity, RNA polymerase II-specific; RNA polymerase II cis-regulatory region sequence-specific DNA binding. Gene Ontology annotation, cellular component: nucleus. The record is from RefSeq and is a predicted model, not a curated record. NCBI's taxonomy places the organism in Eukaryota, Metazoa, Chordata, Actinopteri, Perciformes, Nototheniidae. Gene Ontology annotation, biological process: regulation of transcription by RNA polymerase II.
GACAGCAGGAGAGAGUGUGUGUGUCUCAGACUGCGGUGCCCAGCGGAGGAAUAUUUGAGCUUUUUAUUUACUCUGCAGCUUGUUGUUCAUUUUCUCUGCGUUAUGGUGAACUUGGACAGUCACGUGUGAACAUCUCUGCAAACACAGAGGACGACGACUUCGCACCUGGUGUGUCCCUUUGACUUUACCGCGAGGAGAAUAUACCUGCCAUUUUUUGUGAUAGCUGACAUCGCUGGACAUCCUUCCACGCCUGUGACGGACAACAACAGCAAGUUCUCUCCCUCAGGGAUGAAAUAUGCACACGGUGCGCCCGUAGAAAACAGCACACGACACACACUGUGAACUCCAAAGAGGUUUUAAAUCAUGAUGAUGCAGGAGUCGGCCACAGAGACAAUAAGCAACAGUUCAAUGAGUCAAAAUGGAAUGAGCACCCUAAGCAGCAGCCAAUUAGAGGCUGGCAGUAGAGAUGGGAGAUCAAGCGCUGGUGACACGAGCAGCGAAGUAAGCACAGUCGAGCUGCUGCAUCUGCAACAACAGCAGGCCCUACAAGCAGCGAGGCAAUUACUCUUGCAGCAGCCAGGCAGUGGCCUGAAAUCUCCAAAGAGCCAGGACAAGCAGCGUCCACUGCAGGUUCCAGUGUCAGUGGCCAUGAUGAGUCCCCAGGUGAUCACGCCGCAACAGAUGCAGCAGAUCCUCCAGCAGCAGGUGCUCUCCCCCCAGCAGCUCCAGGCCCUGCUCCAACAGCAGCAGGCCGUCAUGCUGCAGCAGCAACACCUGCAGGAGUUUUAUAAGAAACAGCAGGAGCAGCUUCACCUGCAGCUCCUCCAGCAGCAGCACCCCGGCAAGCAGGCUAAAGAGGGCUUACGCAAUUGCCUGCCUGGCCCAGCGAUAAACAACUCUGUGAGGCAGCGAGGGGAGCAGAGAGAGGGUGGAGCGGGGGCAGGCGUUGUGCAUCAACAGACGCUGGAAAGGAGAGGUGAAACAGAGGGGCAACAGGUGAACACAAUUAGACAAUCAGCUGGCCUGAGCCCCGCUGAGCUGCAGCAGCUGUGGAAGGAUGUGACCGGAGGCGGUGGUCACGCCAUGGAGGACAACGGCAUCAAACACAGCAACAGCGGCAACGGCAACGGAGGGGGCGGCAACGGAGGGGGCGGUGGCGGCGGUGGUGGGUUAGACCUCUCCACCAACAACUCUUCCUCAACUACCUCCUCCUGCAACCCCGCCAAAGCUUCGCCGCCCAUCUCCCACCAUUCCAUCGCCAACGGACAGUCCCCCGGCCUCAACCACAGAAGAGAGAGGGAACGGGAACGGGAAAGGGAGCGAGAGAGUUCACUACAUGAAGAAAGUGGAGGAACCCACCCCCUGUACGGCCACGGUGUGUGCAAGUGGCCCGGCUGUGAGAACAUCUGCGAGGACUUCGGACAGUUUUUGAAGUAA